CCCGCCAAGGACCCAAAAAGGGCCGGCAACGGGUGGACGCAGCGCGCACGCAAAAAGUAACCUUUUUGAAGAGGACAUGUGAUUGGACGUUGUCUAAUUGUUGAAGUGUUGGGAGCAACGUUUCUAAAGUUUUAGAAAAACAACCAACGACUUAUACUCUCUCCCUCAAGGUGAACCACUGAGUUCUUCAUUAUGUCUGAUGGAGACUAUGAUUACCUCAUCAAGUUUUUAGCUUUGGGAGACUCUGGAGUAGGGAAGACCAGUGUACUUUACCAGUACACAGAUGGUAAAUUUAACUCCAAAUUUAUCACGACAGUGGGCAUUGAUUUCAGGGAAAAGAGAGUGGUGUACAGAGCCAAUGGACCAGAUGGAACCAUUGGCAGAGGUCAGAGAAUCCACCUGCAAUUAUGGGACACAGCAGGGCAGGAGAGGUUUCGUAGCUUGACAACAGCAUUCUUCAGAGAUGCUAUGGGGUUUCUUCUGCUUUUUGAUCUGACAAAUGAGCAAAGUUUCCUCAAUGUCAGAAACUGGAUAAGCCAGCUACAAAUGCAUGCGUAUUGUGAAAACCCAGAUAUAGUGUUAUGUGGAAAUAAGAGUGAUUUGGAAGACCAGAGAGUAGUAAAAGAGGAGGAAGCAAGAGGACUUGCAGAGAAAUAUGGAAUCCCCUACUUUGAAACUAGCGCUGCCAAUGGGACAAACAUAAGCGAAGCAAUCGAGAUGCUCCUGGACCUGAUAAUGAAGCGAAUGGAACGGUGUGUAGACAAAUCCUGGAUUCCUGAAGGAGUGGUCCGAUCCAAUGGUCACACCUCCACAGAUCACUUGAAUGAAGAAAAGGAGAAGGGGAUCUGUGGCUGUUGAAGAGUCCAGUGAGCUAUACAAUAACUCAAAUGGUCCGUGUCUGUGAUCUUUUCUAUGGGUGAUAUAUGUGGCACAGAGAGAGAUGAGCAGGCAUUAUGUACAAACUGCUUCUACCGUCCCACUUAGACCUCUCCAGUUUUAAAAUUCAUUUGCUGCAGCUUUUAAAUAUUUAAGAUUCAGCCCGAGAGUUAUGAGAAAUAUUUCACAUAGCCAAAAGUGCCUUAUAAGACCUUAACCCAUGGCAGGAGAUGGUUCAGAAUUGAGGAUUUUGUAGCCACAGAAGAGUGCAUUUAUUAUGUAGAAUGACUAAAGAUACCAUCACCUGCCUUAACAUACAUUAGUCCAGAGUCUAACACUCAAAAUAUUAGAUACAAUUAUAAAACUACCCAUCAGUCUUUAAUCCAAAUUAAAAAACCCACUUGUACUGUGGGUGACCUUGUAAAAUGCCAUCUAAACCACUUGAAUGUUAAAUAAGAAUAUACAC
Messenger RNA from Odobenus rosmarus divergens (Pacific walrus), 1342 nucleotides. It is a transcript of the gene RAB27A, whose product is annotated as RAB27A, member RAS oncogene family. The coding region runs from base 193 to 858 and encodes 221 amino acids. Gene Ontology annotation, cellular component: melanosome; secretory granule. The record is from RefSeq and is a predicted model, not a curated record. Gene Ontology annotation, molecular function: GTP binding; GTPase activity. The transcript is spliced from 7 exons. Lineage: Eukaryota; Metazoa; Chordata; Mammalia; Carnivora; Odobenidae. Gene Ontology annotation, biological process: melanosome transport; positive regulation of exocytosis.